GGCUUUAUUUUUCGCAACGGAACGGGCAGAAAUCGUUUGUUAAUAUUAAGCAAAAAGUUUUUAAAAAUCAUUAAAUAAAUUUACACUACCCAAUGCAACUGAAGAACACGCGUAGCAAGAUGUGAGGUUUGUUUGAGCUCAGCGAACUCUCAGUCUCUCAAUAAAAAUUAAAAGAGCAAAGAAAGUUGUGCUGCUAUUUGCCUCCGCCUCCUCGCCUAUUGACCGACCCAGCGCGUCACCUACUCCACUGAGAAAAAAGUUCACCGAAAGAGAAUUGCUGCGUGAAAUCUUUGGAUAUAUUUUUUAAUAGAGCGAGAUAACCGAAACUAAGAGCUGCCUAAAUAGGGCGGGCCACGCCCACCCCUGCUACUCAACCAGCAAGAAAAUAAAACAGCAGAAAACACAUCACGUUACAUCUAACACACUUAUAGAGAAAUUUGGAUAAUAAGAUGGCCUACAGGAAACCAAACGAUUUGGAUGGCUUCAUUCAACAGAUGCCCAAAGCGGAUAUGCGAGUUAAAGUCCAAUUGGCUGAGGAUUUGGUUACAUUUUUAAGUGAUGAUACCAAUUCGAUACAAUGCACCGAUAUGGGCUUCCUUAUUGAUGGCCUUAUGCCCUGGCUAACUGGUAGUCAUUUCAAGAUAGCACAAAAAUCACUAGAAGCCUUCUCAGAGUUGAUAAAACGUUUGGGUACAGAUUUCAAUGCAUAUACAGCGACAGUUUUGCCCCAUGUGAUCGAUCGAUUGGGUGAUAAUCGGGAUACAGUGAGGGAGAAGGCUCAAUUGCUAUUGCGGGAUCUAAUGGAGCACAAAGUGCUAACACCUCAAGUACUAAUCGAUAAAUUGGCCACAAGUUGCUUUAAGCAUAAGAAUUCAAAGGUACGGGAAGAGUUCCUGCAGACAAUUGUUAAUGCACUGAAUGAAUAUGGCACCCAGCAGCUGAGCGUACGAACGUAUAUACCCCCGGUAUGUUCCCUGCUCGGUGAUCCCACAGUGAAUGUUCGUGAGGCGGCCAUACAGACGCUAGUUGAGAUCUAUAAACAUGUCGGUGAUCGCUUGAGGCCAGAUCUCAGACGUAUGGACGAUAUGCCAAAUUCGAAAUUAGCUCUACUCGAACAGAAAUUUGAUCAGGCCAAAAUCGAGGGUCUUCUACUACCAUCGGCUGUGAAAAAUGGUAAUGGCAAUGGCAAUGGCAAUGGAAAUGGUUUAGAUGAGGCCGAUAAUAUUGGCGUGCGAGAGACAAGGCCAACAAGGAUAGUGAAAAGGCAAUUAAAUUCAGCAACAGCCACAUUGAGAUCAAAGCCAAGUAUUACGGAUAUUAGCGGUGAUGCUGGAGCAGUGACUAUGGAAAUAUUUGAAGCCAGUUUUGAAUUAGUACCACAAUUGACCAUUUUUCAUGCUAAGGAUAUGGAUGAUAUAUAUAAGCAAAUUUUAAUUGUUAUAAGCGAUAAGAAUGCCGAUUGGGAGAAACGUGUCGAGGCACUAAAGAAAAUUCGUGCUCUACUCAUUCUCAAUUAUCAUCAAACGCAAACACAAUUUGUGGUCGUACAAUUGAAGGAGUUAUCGCUGAGUUUCUUGGAUAUCCUCAAAGAGGAGCUACGAUCCCAGGUUAUACGUGAAGCGUGUAUCACAAUUGCCUACAUGACCAAGGUGUUGAGACAAAAACUGGAUGCCUUCUGUUGGAGUAUAUUAGAGCAAUUGAUUAAUUUAAUACAGAAUAGUGCCAAGGUUAUAGCAUCGGCAUCGACAUUGGCUCUCAAGUAUAUUAUCAAGUAUACGCAUUCACCGAAACUAUUGAAAAUCUAUACGGAUACGCUGCAACAAUCAAAAUCGAAGGAUAUACGUUCCACGUUAUGUGAAUUGAUGGUCUUGCUCUUUGAGGAAUGGCAAACGAAGGCACUGGAAAGGCAUUCGACUGUCCUGAGAGACACAUUGAAGAAAUCAUUAAGCGAUGCUGAUUGUGAUGCCCGAAGACAUUCGAGAUGUGCCUAUUGGAUAUUUCGACGACAUUUCCCAGAAUUGGCUGAUCAGAUAUAUGGUUCCCUAGAUAUCGCUGCCCAGAGGGCAUUGGAAAAGGAAAGAGAUGGCGGCGGUGGCGGUGGUGGUGGUGGUGUCAGUGUCAUUCCAGCACCAGAGACACGUCGCACCGCCAGUCGUUUGGGACGUCCAAUCGGCUCCAGUUUACAAAAGGCCACACCCAAUAUGAGAUCAAUUUCAGCUGUAGAUACGGCUGCAGCUCAAAGAGCCAAGGCUCGAGCUCAAUACACACUCUAUACCAGGCAACAGCAAAAGAAACCACUGGCAGCCAUGAACUCGUUGCAAGCAGCAGCCCAUAAUGGCUCAUUACCAAGGCCAAGAUUAAAUUCACAGAGUGGAUCAACGCCCGCAACAACACCGGGCUCGGUGACGCCACGAACUCGAGGGCGAAGUGGUGUUAGUCAAUCUCAGCCGGGUUCUAGAUCCACAUCGCCAAGCACUAAGCUAAGAGAUCAUUAUGUUGGAGCCUAUUAUCGUGGUGGUGGUGGAGGAGGUAGUGGAGCAACUGGAGCCAUACCCAAAAAGGCAUCGGGCAUACCACGGAGUACAGCAAGUUCCCGAGAGACAAGUCCCACUAGAUUAGCGGGUGGUGGUAAUCUGAUGAAACGUAGUUUAUAUUCCGUUGGCUCUGGAUCGAGGCGAACACCCGAACGUAAUAAUCCACAACGACCCUUGGCAGCGGCUCGUCUGUUGGCCCAAUCCCGUGAAGCUGAAAAUAUCCUGGGUACAGAUGACGGCGGUGGUCAGAAUGAUUAUGUUUCCGGCGAUUAUAUGCGUUCGGGUGGCGUUCGCAUGGGUCGGAAACUCUUGGGACGUGAUGAGUCCGAUGAUAUUGAUUCAGAGGCAAGUUCUGUGUGCUCUGAACGUUCGUUUGACUCCAGCUAUACGCGUGGCAAUAAUUCCAAUUAUUCAUUAAGCGGCUCACGCACUCGCCUCGAUUGGAGUACCCAGAGGGCGCCAUUCGAUGACAUUGAAACGAUUAUUCAGUAUUGCGCUUCCAAUCAUUGGUCAGAGCGUAAGGAUGGCCUGAUCAGUUUAACCCAAUAUCUGGCCGAUGGCAAAGAAUUGACCCAACCCCAGUUGCAAUGCGUUUUGGAUAUGUUUCGUAAAAUGUUUAUGGAUAUACACACAAAAGUCUAUUCAUUAUUAUUGGAUACUGUCACCGAAUUGAUAUUGAAUCAUUCGCAGGAUUUACACGAUUGGCUAUUUAUAUUGCUGACGCGAUUAUUCAAUAAAUUGGGCACCGAUAUAUUAAAUUCAAUGCAUAGCAAAAUCUGGAAAACAUUGCAAGUGGUCCAUGAAUAUUUUCCCACGCAAUUGCAAUUGAAAGAGCUCUUCCGCAUCAUUUCCGAUUCAACGCAAACGCCCAAUCCAAAGACAAGAAUAGCUAUAUUGAAAUUCCUAACCGAUUUGGCCAAUACGUAUUGUAAAUCAAGUGAUUUUCCGAAUGAACAAAAUCAACAAGCCUGCGAGCGUACUGUCUUGAAAUUGGCUCAAUUAUCAUCCGAUCAAAAAUCAAUUGAAUUACGUUCACAGGCACGUAGCUGUUUGGUGGCAUUGUAUAAUCUGAAUACCCCACAAAUGACAAAACUUUUGGCCAAUUUACCCAAGGGCUAUCAGGAUUCGGCACGAUUGUGCAUACAAAAUCAUAUGCGUCGUCAGAGUACGGGUAAUUCGGGUAAUAAUUCACCCACAUCAUCGCCAUUGAGUAGCAGCAGUCCCAAGCCGUUGCAGAGUCCAUCGGUUGGGCCGUUUAGUUCGCUUCAAUUGAAUACGUCAGCAACAAUCGGAGGGGUAGGAGGAGGAGGAGCCACAACAACAACAACAACAACUACAACUAGUCCACGCUCACGUCAAUCAUCGGUUGAACAAGAAAUGCUCUUCUCAUCCGAAUUGGAAGUCGUUCAGCAUAAUAUACAAAAAACAUCCGAGGAAAUACGUUCCUGUUUUGGUCAACAAUAUCAUUCGUUGGCACCAAAUGGCUUUGGCAAUGGCCAUCAUUUGCAAUAUAACAAUGAUCAUCAACAACAACAGCAUCCUUCUUCUCAUCAUCAACAGAUGCAGCAACAGGAUUCGUGUGCAUCUCUCUCAUCGAAUUCAAAGACCCAAUCUUCGGCAAAUACCACACAGUCGAAUACACCAGAAUCGGCGACAAUGCGUUUAGAUAAUUUGGAUCGUAAUAAAUCACCGCCACCACAUCAAACCGGCUCCGGCGGCUCUGGAUCAGCAUCCGGUGAGGGUAAACUCUUGAUAUCGCUGAUUAUUAGCGAUAAUGGUGAAUUAAUAUUACCCAACGAUGUGCCCGAAAGUGUUGUCAUUCGUCAGGCGGUGAGAUUAACCAAAGAUCAACCAGUCGAUCAAAUAUGCUCAACCCUAUCCAAUUUGGCCAUAUGCAUACGUGGAGGAAAUUGUGAAUUGCCAAAUAAUAAUUUCAAAUCAAUAAUGCGCAUGCUACUCAAUAUCCUGGAGGCAGAUGAUACCGAUGUCGUCAUAGCCGGUCUAAAUGUCCUGAGCAAAAUAAUGCGCAGCGAUAAGAUGCGUCAUCAGUGGAUGAAUUUCUUGGAAUUAAUCCUAUUGAAAAUCAUUCAAUGCUAUCAGCAUAGUAAAGAGGCAUUACGCGAAAUCGAUAAUAUGAUACCGCGCAUUGCGCCAGCAUUGCCUUUAGAUUUAUCCAUUAAUAUUGUGAAUCCUGUCAUUGCCACUGGCCAAUUUCCGGCUAAUCUAUGCGCCAUCAAAUUGCUAUUGGAGGUCACCGAACAUCAUGGAGCUGAUAUAACAGAUGCCCAUUUGGAUAUGGUAUUCCCGAAUUUGGCCCGAUCGGCCGACGAUCAACAGUCAAUGGUACGCAAAGCGGCCGUCUUUUGUAUAGUCAAACUGUACAUCGUUCUCGGCGAGGAGAAGGUUAAACCGAAGCUAUCCGUAUUGAAUCCAAGCAAAGUUCGUUUGCUUAAUGUUUACAUUGAGAAGCAAAAGCAGAAUUCAUCAGGUGGCGGCGGCGGCGGCGGAUCAUCAACCAAGAAUUCCUCAGCAGCCUCAUCAUCAUGAUUAAGGGGCAUAUCACCGGGACGCCAUUAUUCAUACAAAGACACCAUCGGCGAUCGUGAACGUGAACGUGAUCCAUUGUCAGGCGUUAGCUUAGGACGAAAGUAGGCAAAAAAAAAAAACCAACAAACAACAAGAAGAAAGAAAAACAAGAAAAACAAAAAAAUAUAUAACAAAUAACAAAAAUAAGAAGGAAAAUAAUACAGACAUUUAAUGCUAUAUAUAUAUAUAUAAAAAGAAACAAAAAAUAUAUUUAAUACAAUUAACUAAUUAUAUAGUCAUCUAAAACGGGGGAAAAAAAGAAACAAAAGCGAACGAAAAGAAACUGACAAAAAGAGAAAGAAGAAAUGAUUGUGUAUUUGUUUAAACUUCCAACCUUAACCCGACUCUCGACCUACUCUUAGAACCCUCACCCUCCCCCCCCACCCUUCCGGCCUCCACUACCCCCACCCUCACGCCAGCUAAGCAAGAAAAUAAGAACUAAGAAGAACAACAAAAACGUAAAGAAAUUAUUUAUAACAAAAUUGUAACUGAUUGUAAUAUGCAUAUAGAUUAUGACGAGAUAAAGAGAGACAGACAGACAGAAAGAGAGAGAGAGAAAUUAUUAGACACAACUUCAAUUUUUCCCCCACUUUUUCUUUCGUUUGACUUUUUGCACUAAUUGCUUUGCUUUUGGACACCUUUAAAACGGUUUAAAACAUUAUUUAAAUAUUAAUCUAAGAAGUCAACUGAUUAUCCAUCUCCCUAUCUCUCUUUCUAUCUCGGCCUCACUCUCUAACUCCUUUUGUUAAACAAAUAAUUUCGCUGACUCAAUUAUUGUGUGUGUAUG
Molecule: messenger RNA, 5907 nt
Organism: Drosophila willistoni
Lineage: Eukaryota; Metazoa; Arthropoda; Insecta; Diptera; Drosophilidae
Gene: chb
Product: CLIP-associating protein
Exons: 2
Coding region: 450-5081 (1543 amino acids)
Biological process (GO): mitotic spindle assembly
Cellular component (GO): cytoplasmic microtubule; microtubule organizing center; spindle microtubule
Molecular function (GO): microtubule binding
Source: RefSeq, a predicted model, not a curated record